Messenger RNA from Zophobas morio, 472 nucleotides. RefSeq names its product B1 protein-like. The record is from RefSeq and is a predicted model, not a curated record. Bases 38 to 421 code for a protein of 127 amino acids. Gene Ontology annotation, molecular function: odorant binding. The transcript is spliced from 2 exons. Lineage: Eukaryota; Metazoa; Arthropoda; Insecta; Coleoptera; Tenebrionidae.
AACCGGCGAUGCCACCAGCCAUUCGUCGUGGUCCAAAAUGAAGUUCCUUGCAGUUCUUUUCGUCUCCUUCUGCGUGUACACUCAGUGUACCGGAGAUGUCGCACAUGAACGAGCCGUAUCAAAGUGUGAGCAGCAGUCAGGAGUUACCCCAGAAAUUUUAGCCGAGAUGAAUGUACAGAAAUACGACAACCCCAAACUAAGAGCUUACAUGUUCUGUGUCCAUAAAAAGGUAAAAUUCCAAAAUGAAGCAGGCGAGUUGCAGGGUGACAAUAUCAAAGCCAAGCUGAAGGAGGACGGGUACGAUGACGCCGUUAUACAACAGGUGGCGGAGCGGUGUUUACACAAUCAAGAGACUCCGGAAGAGACCACCGUGGAAUUUACUAAAUGCCACCAUAAGAUUUUGACUCCAAAAAAGCAUUGAGUGUGUUGUAAGGAAUCGGUUUCAACUCUUUUGUAUUUGUGUGUAAUUAUU